CCCAGGUACGGGGCGGACCCAGGGGCGGGCGAGCCCUGAGCCGGCGCGGUCUCGUAGCCGGAUUUGGAGCGCGGCGCCGGCGGGGGCCGGAGGGGGCGGCGCGGCGGACCUCGGUGGCCUCGGACGCUCCUCCUCGAGAGCGGCCGCCGCCCGCCUCCGCCCGCGCUAGCAGCUCUCUCGCCCCGGCCGGCACCCGCCGCCGCUCCAGGCCGCUCACUUGGGACGCGCUCACCUGAGACCAGGCGCCCGCCUCCCUCACCUGGGCCAGGAUGAAGGACCGGCUGGAGCAGCUGAAGGCCAAGCAGCUGACGCAGGAUGAUGACACGGAUGAGGUUGAGAUUGCUAUUGAUAACACAGCCUUCAUGGAUGAGUUCUUUUCUGAGAUCGAGGAAACACGUCUCAACAUUGACAAGAUCUCGGAGCACGUGGAGGAAGCUAAGAAACUCUACAGUAUCAUUCUCUCUGCACCGAUCCCAGAGCCAAAAACCAAAGAUGACCUUGAACAGCUCACAACUGAGAUCAAGAAAAGAGCCAACAACGUCCGGAACAAGCUGAAGAGCAUGGAGAAGCAUAUUGAGGAAGAUGAGGUCCGAUCAUCAGCAGACCUUCGGAUACGAAAGUCCCAGCACUCCGUCCUUUCCCGGAAGUUUGUGGAGGUGAUGACAAAGUACAACGAGGCUCAGGUGGACUUCCGUGAACGCAGCAAAGGGCGCAUCCAACGGCAGCUUGAAAUUACUGGCAAGAAGACAACUGAUGAGGAGCUGGAAGAGAUGUUGGAGAGUGGCAACCCAGCCAUCUUCACUUCUGGGAUCAUUGACUCCCAGAUUUCCAAGCAAGCCCUCAGUGAGAUUGAGGGUCGGCACAAGGACAUCGUGAGGCUGGAGAGCAGCAUCAAGGAGCUCCACGACAUGUUUAUGGACAUCGCCAUGCUAGUGGAGAAUCAGGGUGAGAUGUUAGAUAACAUAGAGUUGAAUGUCAUGCACACAGUGGAUCAUGUGGAGAAGGCACGGGAUGAAACUAAAAGAGCCAUGAAGUAUCAGGGACAGGCUCGGAAGAAAUUGAUAAUUAUCAUUGUGGUAGUAGUUGUGUUGCUGGGCAUUUUAGCAUUGAUUAUUGGACUGUCCGUUGGGCUGAAAUAAGAGUGGCCUAAGGGGUGCUGCACUGAAAUAACCAGAUUUCACUCCAGCUUGGUCUGACCACUCUUGUCUCCAGAUGGGAACAGAGUUUGAAUGACCUUCCUGAGAAUGAGGGGGUACCUUUAUUUCCUUGUAACCAUCCUUGGACCUGGCUCAGUAAACAAUCUACCCCCGGAAGAAUCUAACCUACCUGAUGCAGCCCUGAGUUCUCCUCAAAACCAUCUCCCAUCCUAGCAGCUGAAGUACCCUUUUCUGGACUCUGUGAAGCAACCCCAUGUGUUGGUGUGUAGGUUAUGCCUUGUACCUUGGAAAAUCCCAGUGAGACCAGCCAAGGUGCUGUAUUUCUACCUCAUGGAGUAUUCUCCGGGAAUAUACUUUGUAGGGGAGUAACUAACAAAGUAGAGGAGUUCUAAGUUUAGCAGUAGUGUGGCUUGGAUCAGAGCCCCUAGCUGGCAGGAUGCCAAUCCUUACUUUGUUGUCCGAUGUCCUGAAAAUAUGAAAGACUAAUAGAUGCCAUUUUGGUCUUCCAAGUUGGCUUAUUUGACACUUACCUAUUAAUUAAGCUCUAACUUUAUUGUGGGCCACAUUGAUUUUUCUCUAUAUUCGCUCGUUUGCUCAGAGAGACCAGGGUGACAAGUCCUCUGAAGCUACCAUUGGCAAAGACUGAGGCUAUGAUAUAUGCUUCUAUGUCUAAGCCUUAGAAACUGGCUAGUCACUGUUAUAGAAUUGCUCUUUGUGAAGACAUUACUUUGAGGCCAAAUAGAACCAGGGAUUUAUUUAAAGCUGGUCCAGGGACAAGGUGCUACCGUCUCAGGCUCUGGAAAUGUCAAUCAUUUGUGUGUUCCAGGUGUACUUUUGUAACUAUGUAUGUGAGAGAUAUGUACAUAAUUGUUUGCAUCUCAGGAAGUAGGGAAACUAGAAGAUACUAUGACCUCAAGAGAGAGAGAGAGAGAGAGAGAGAGAGAGAGAGAGAGAGAGAGAGAGAGAAAGAGAGAAAGAGAGAGAGAGAAAGGUAAACAGAGCAGAGCUUGGCCCAAAUCAGGUAAGGUAUAUAUGCUUACCUCAAAUGAAUCAUUGUAGAAAUGUGAUUUUUUCCCCCUUGCCAACAAGCUUAUUUUCUGGAUGGCUGCUGAUAUGAGAAUCAAAUGAGACCUUUGGAAUAAGGACUAAAUUGAUUCCCAUAGAAGUUUUCUGCAUGGCAGAUAGUGUGUAACGUUGAUUUACUUCCAUCUGCUGCUUACAAGAGGGUUGUCCAAAGAACAUCUCACAACUGUCUGAUGUUAUGUACACUAUCCACGUGAUGUUUCUCUCUGGCAGAAGACUUGGGAGGCUAUAGAGUGAACGGUUCUUCUUGCUUUCUUUUUGUCUCCUGUAAUUCUUAUCAUGGAGGCAAUAGCCUGGAAAUCAGUGAUUGCAACCCAGUGGUAAUCCUUAGACCUUUGGUCCCUGCCAGUAUCCCUGAUUUUGGGUAUUUAAGCCGCCAAUUUAAUGUUUCUGUGGGACGGGAUGAGUACUCUAGUCUAGGUACCGCCUAUGAGCUUCCUUUGUAAAGGCAUCUCUUCAGUCACCCAACAUUUAAGACGGAGCCACAUGGAUGCCCUCCUUCCUAUGGCUGUGAUGUCUGGCAGGACUGGCUCCAGCUAGGAGGGGGAAACAACCCUUAGUGCAGGCCUUUUCUCUCCUCCUUCAGGUCAGGGGCUGAAGGUUUGAAAUGCCACAUGUGAAGGGCUUUUGUUGUUUAUAAUUUUUUAAAUGUAAACUUGAUUAUUUUAUUGCUAAUUUAAAAAUAAAUGACUUUAUAUUGAUUGCAAAA
Messenger RNA from Mastomys coucha (southern multimammate mouse), 2949 nucleotides. RefSeq names its product syntaxin 3 (gene Stx3). Gene Ontology annotation, biological process: synaptic vesicle fusion to presynaptic active zone membrane; exocytic insertion of neurotransmitter receptor to postsynaptic membrane; intracellular protein transport. Bases 270 to 1139 code for a protein of 289 amino acids. Gene Ontology annotation, cellular component: SNARE complex; postsynapse; presynaptic active zone membrane. The transcript has 11 exons. The record is from RefSeq and is a predicted model, not a curated record. Gene Ontology annotation, molecular function: SNAP receptor activity; SNARE binding. Lineage: Eukaryota; Metazoa; Chordata; Mammalia; Rodentia; Muridae.